Messenger RNA from Helobdella robusta, 864 nucleotides. RefSeq lists its product as hypothetical. The transcript has 2 exons. The record is from RefSeq and is a predicted model, not a curated record. Bases 1 to 864 code for a protein of 287 amino acids. Lineage: Eukaryota; Metazoa; Annelida; Clitellata; Rhynchobdellida; Glossiphoniidae.
AUGAAUUAUAAAACGGACCAGCUACGAUUUGAAUUUGCAGUGUUGCCAGCGAGUGAUGGAAAGUCAAAUGUAUAUUGUGUAACCUCCAUAACGACAAGAGAUGAAAAAGUGUUUGCUAUUCCAGAAGAAUUACAGUCUGCUAGUCUUCAUAAAGAGUUGAUAAAGACAGCUGCGUACAAUAAAAUAAAAAAUAGUUUAAAAAAAAGACAUCAGACGAGAAAAAUUUGGAUUACAAUGACAAAUGAACUAAGUAACGUGUACAUAGAUGAAGAUGGUAAUCUACAAUUUGGAGAUCAAUAUCUCGAAGAAAUUGAACGAAAGCAAGCAUCUGAAAAGUUUAUAAUUGAAAGAUUUACAAGUAAAAAUAUUAACCCAAGCCAGUGGAUUGAUGUUUUUGAAAAAGAAUGUUUACGUUUUGAUAUUACGGAAGAUGAGAAAAAAAUUGAGAUACUCAAACUAUUCAUGGACAAAAGUUGCGCUGAUUGGUAUAGUUCUAUGAUUAUAAAAUUAACACUAAACUCAGAGUGGUCUAUUUGGAAAAAUAAAUUCUGUGAAUCAUUUGCAAAUUCAGGCUGGAACCAAGUGACGUAUGCGUUGUUAUUUAAGUACAAGGAUGGUUCAUUGGUGGAUUAUGCUAUAAAAAAAGAAAAACUUUUACUGGACAUGAGAACAUCAAUAGAUACAGGUACUCUAGUGGAUCUAAUUGCAGCUGGAUUGCCAGACUUUGUUCUAGAAAUGAUAAAUGGACAAUCAAUGGAAGAUACAGUAGACUUAUUCAAUGAAGUAAGAAAGUAUGAACAUUUCGAAACCCUUAUAUACGUAACACUGACCUUGUCAAAUAUCGUUGGAAAAGCAUCUUUUUGA